This is a messenger RNA of Lagopus muta (rock ptarmigan), 659 nucleotides long. It is a transcript of the gene EFCAB10, whose product is annotated as EF-hand calcium binding domain 10. The record is from RefSeq and is a predicted model, not a curated record. NCBI's taxonomy places the organism in Eukaryota, Metazoa, Chordata, Aves, Galliformes, Phasianidae. Bases 95 to 523 code for a protein of 142 amino acids. Gene Ontology annotation, molecular function: calcium ion binding. The transcript is spliced from 5 exons.
UUCGCCCGCCCUCCUCAGGCACCUCCGAGGUCUGCGACGACCGUGAGGGGCGGCGCCGCGGCGGUGUGGCGGCGCGGGCUCCUAGCAACGCGCCAUGGCGGCGGGCGAGCAGCAGAGCCGCGAGUACCUGGAGCGGCACGGGCUGCCCGCGCUGCUGCACCGCCUCGCCGCGCUGCUGCUGUACCGCCGGCCCGAGCGGCCGCGGCAGUUCCUGCUCCAGGCGCUGGAAGCGGUGCGAGCGGCGCGGCGCGGCGAGGCGGCGAUGCCGUCCGUGCUGGACGAGGCGGAUGUGGAGGCCGUGUUCAGGAUGCUGGACGCCGCGGGGCGCGGCUUCGUCACGGGCAGGCAGUGCCGAGCAGUCUGCCGAAGACUUGCUCGGGAACCCCUUUCCUUUUCCUCAGCUCUUACGACGCUGGGGCUGAGCACCGCAGAGCUGCGCGUCGGGGAUGAGGAGGAGAUCGGGCUGGCCACGUUCAAGGAAGAAAUGAUGAAAACGUUGCUGGAAGGCUGGGCUGUGGAGUGAUUUAAGAGUGGUCUGCUCUGUAUAUUAGAAAUAGAACACUCAUUACACCAGGGAUUGAGAAGUGGAAAACAUCUGCACUUAGGUGAGAGCAUGCCAGCUGUCCAUACUGCACACAGCUGCACCUGCAUACAUGCAC